This is a messenger RNA of Fusarium tjaetaba, 1533 nucleotides long. Its product is annotated as Clavaminate synthase. Lineage: Eukaryota; Fungi; Ascomycota; Sordariomycetes; Hypocreales; Nectriaceae. Gene Ontology annotation, molecular function: dioxygenase activity. The transcript has 4 exons. The record is from RefSeq and is a predicted model, not a curated record. The coding region runs from base 1 to 1533 and encodes 510 amino acids.
AUGUCAACCACAGCCACAAUCACCAAAACAACUAGAGUCCUCUCACCCGAGUCCGCUGACUUUACAACCAUCUCGUAUACAAGGAUCAAACAAGGAAACGCCAAUGAGUUGGCUGCUCUCCUAAGAGCAUGUGAAAAGGACGGAUUCUUGUACCUGGAUCUCCGGAAUACUGACGCGGAGGCUAUACCAGUCAUCAAAGAGGUACCAUUGUUAUAUAAGGGCGUAAAUAAUUUCUUCCAGCUGGAUGAGGAUGAGAAGAUGAAGUAUGAUGUCGACACAAUCGGCCCCUGGAAGCUCAAUGGUUACACCCCUUUCGGGAGGAACGCCGGCCUGGCUGGAGAUGGGAAGAAGCAUGGCGUUGAGGGAUACACAUUUCCCCGAGAUGGCAUAUGCAACCCCGUCGUAGACGAUCAUCCUCUUUCCCUACCACAGAUACUGCAAGAUGAAGCCCCCCUUUUGGCCAGCGUCAUGGAUAAGCUCCAUGAGAUUGGUCUAGGACUGCUAGAUGCCCUAGACCAGAUCAGUCACGAAGCAGGCACACCACUUGCACCCAAACACCUCCCCACAGACCCUUCAACCUCAUGCAUGACAGUCCAGCGAUACCCCUCCCUCUCAAUCGAAGGUCCCAACGCAGGCCUCAGCGCCCACACCGACGUCGGCAGCCUCACCAUCCUUUUCUGCGGCGAUCGCGGCCUGCAGACAUUCAACCAGGACACGCAGGAGUGGCAUUCCGUGGAGCCCCGCGACGGCUGCGCGGUCGUCAACGUAGGAGACUCGCUUCGCUUCCUCUCGGGGAGGAAGUUCCGGUCUGUGGUGCACCGCGUGGCUCCGUACCCGGGGGAGACGAUCGAGAAUAGGUUCUCGUGCGCGUACUUUAUGAGGCCGAGAAUGGAUGUUGAGUUUGAGGAUGAGAAGGGUGAGCGGUGGAAGAGCAUUGAUUGGCAUAUGAGGAACUAUACUGGUUUGCACUUCACUAUUCCACCCAAUGCAUGGGCAGGACCAGGGGGCGAGUUAGUUGAUGUCUCCAAUGACCUUAUCAUUGUCCACCGACUUCCCGCCCCCGCGACUCUGAAUACAUUCCCCACAGUCGAGUCUAUCGGCGGUCUUUACGAACAUGAUCCUUCCAGCAACCUUUAUCCCUGGUCUUCAGCAGGCAUCAACGCCUUCGACGCUAGAUUUCCUCUUGGGUAUCAGGCGGAAUUCCUACAACCAUUCCCCCGACUUCGAGUUCUGUACAUCAUCGUCAAGCCCGAGGAUAUCAUUGAGCAGGCUGUCAACCGACAACAGUCCACCAUGACGAACUAUCAUCGGGAUUACACACAAACUGUACAUCAGUUCCCUCCCAAGACAUUCAACGCCCGUCGGAGAAUUUACUAUGAGAUGCCAGAAAUGACGUGUAAUGGCUUGCAAUGGCUCUACCAGACGAUAAAGGAUACUUCUGCUGAGGCGCGCCCAGAAUUGCCCCCGCUUGUCAUCCGGGUCAUGACGUGGAGACAUGCUCCAGGAGUCCGAGGGCGCUUCGAUCCCAAUUAA